This is a messenger RNA of Alligator mississippiensis (American alligator), 2885 nucleotides long. RefSeq names its product osteocalcin 2-like. The coding region runs from base 1599 to 2885 and encodes 428 amino acids. The record is from RefSeq and is a predicted model, not a curated record. NCBI's taxonomy places the organism in Eukaryota, Metazoa, Chordata, Crocodylia, Alligatoridae. The transcript is spliced from 6 exons.
CCGGGCGUUGCCGCGGCAGCGUUCGUAUCAUCGCGGCGCCGCGGGAUUCCAGGCAGUUGCCGGCGGAGGCUGGAGCGGUGCUGCCGGGCGCCCGGGGUCUGCACAGACGGGUAAGUCGGCUGCGGAGAGCGCUGCCCCUCUUGUGCCCCCGCCUGAGGCAACGCGGGUGUCGAGAGGAGGCCUCUUGCCCCAGGGGUUGUCAGAGUCAGACAUGAAAGAGCCGCGGGGCCGGCGCCCUCCUGCUCCUGGACGAGGUGUCCCAGGGGGACGCGGCCCGACGGGGUGGGAUUUGCACCAGCCCCACCAGCGAUGGGACCGGGAAGGGCAGUGGGACCCGAUCCUGCAGGUUGUGUUCAGCCAAGAGCGGGCACCAGGUCUGCGCCUUUCCCUCGGGGGUGGUUUGUGCCUGUGUAAAGCCCGGAGGGAGGAAACGGAGCCGAGCCCGGCCGAGCUGCCCCAGCCCAGACACCUGGAGAUGGGGUUUCUCCUCCUUUUUAAUGAAGGGGAGAAUUGAAAAACAAACCCAUAUCAAUUAAUUUAUUCCUUGAAAUCACAGUCCAGGGGGAAGAGUAAGUAUUUCCUCCAUGUUCAUGUGAUUUUAAUGUCCCGUCUUGUUUCUGUUAGUAAUCAUCAGGCGCCGUUUGGAGAGCGACAGCAGAACCGGUUUCGUGGAGGAUUUCGCUCUGCGAUCUCUCAGCCCGGAGUGAGCAGGUCAGGAUCGGUCCUUGGGCAACGCUGCCGGAGGCGCCGGCAGGGGUCGAGCUGGGAGGGGAGCGAGGGGCUCUUGUGCUUUCAGGCCUGUGGCCCGCGUCCAGAGAAAGUGUGAAGCAUCAAGACGGAGCCGACAGGACCCUGCCCUUGGCGUGAGGGGCUGAGUAACGCUCCCUGCAGUCAUGUGUGUAGGGUGCAGGAGCUGGGCAUGCUCUGGAUGCCACCCCCUGCUGAGGCCAUGAUGAGAAAUGUUUCUCCUUGAACUCUGCAUGUUUUAUCUCCAAUCCAGAACAUCAUUUCUCACACGGGUGUCGUACCUCUUCCCAAAGCUACCUGGGACAGGGCUCCCCUCCCCGCCAGGAUGGCUGGAGCGCGGUGCACAGCCAGUGUGGACUGGACCCCGGUUACAAUCCACUUAGAGCCACUAGUCUUGAUGGCACAGAGCAGGACACUUGGUCUUUCCUGGGCACCAACACGCAUGGAGUAAAGCUGCAGGCACAAGCCAGUAGCGCCUGUGAUGUGGAACAAGGCCAGCGCAGGGUGGCAGGACUUUCUGUUGGGUGGCAGGAAAGGGCCAGGAAGAGAAGAUCAGGGAAGAAGAGGGGUCCUGGCAUGGGCAAACAGAGAGGGGACUAGGCGGGGGGGAGGAGAGGUGUAGUUUUGUUUUGGGGGAAGAGGCUGUGCACAAGGAUGGCUUCCAACAGGAUGACAUAGUCCCUUUCAGGGGUAGGCGUCCCCCCAUCGGCGGCAGCGACUGCAGCUUGAGGCAGCGAGGGACAUCCAUCGGAGGAAAGGCAGGAGACCUUAGUCCAGAGCCGGAGGGAGGAGUGCGGCGUCACCAGGGCCUGUGAGCACCCGCCCAGCAGCGCUCCAUCCCCCAGGGCAGGAUGGACAGGCUGCGGCAGGUGCUCAGGAGGAGGUCGGCCAAGGUGCUCUCCAUGGGAGAGGAGAGCAGCAGGGAGCCUGGGCAGGAGGAGCGGGGCCCCACCUGCCGUGAUGAGGAGGGGCCCAUCAGGGCAAGGAGGUGGCUGUGCCCCAUCUGCUGCCGAAGUAAACUGGCAGCUCCCAGCGGCAGGGGAAAGGAGGGAAAGAAAUCAGCCACCUCCAAGUCCAGAUGGAGGUGGCCAUGGGUGCGCCUGGGCAGGCGGGAGCCAGCGCCAUCACAGCUCCCGGCACCCGAAGAGCCGUGCAGCUCCCCUCCUGGGUCAUGGGGCAGCCUGGAGCCCGGCCCUGCAGCCCCGCAGCAGGAGGCAGCCCCGUGCCGAGCCAGGGACGAGGGCCCAGCUGCCCUGGGGCAGGAGCUGAGCCAGGCCCACAGCAGCCCCUGCCUGAGCCGCAGCUCCUCCUGGGAUGACUGGCACACGUCCCAGGAGUCCGGGAGCACCAGCCCCAGCACCAGCUCCUCCUCCUCCUCCUCCUCCUCGGACUCUGAAAAGUCCCAAGAGGCCCAAAGCACCAGCACCAGCACGAGCAGCAGCUCCUCCUCCUCCUCCUCGGACUCUGAAAAGUCCCAAGAGGCCCAAAGCACCAGCACGAGCACGAGCAGCAGCUCCUCCUCGGAGGACAGCGAUAGCUCGGAGGAGUCCAACACCACCAGUUCGACCAGCAGCUCCUCCUCGGAGGACUCCAGUAGCUCCCUGGAGUCUGGGACCAGCCCGGCCCCCGGUGCCACCUGCACAGUGAUUCCCAGCCCAGCCGGCGAGGAGCUGGAGGAAGAGGAGGAGGAAGAGGAGGAGGAGGAGGAAGAUGGAAGGUCCCCGGAAGAAGCUGCCCUCCUCCUUGUGAAGAAACACCUGCAGGACCCCGGGGAGAUGCUGGACGGGAAGGACAGGCAGCGCUUCCUGCUGGCCAUCAUCAGCCUGACCAUCGCCGCGGACCAGAGCAGAGAGGUGGCUGUGGAGCUGGAGGACCUGAAAGCGGCCGUGCUGGAGAGGAUCGUGGACCUGAUGGAGACCAUCUCAGUGGAGGGCGACCGAAAACACAUCCUGGCGUACAGCAUAGACGCCAUCCGCUGCCUCAGCGACCCGAAGCUCAGCCUGGAGCCAGCGCUGGAGUCGUGCCUCCUGCGGGCCGCCGUGGAGAAAACCUGCCCUCUGCCCCGGGUGGCAUGCGUGGGCCUGCAGGGUGUUGCCAUCUUUCAUGAAGGAGCCCCGGGACCUCUCCCAAGUGGCUGA